GGCUCGGGAACCGAGCGCACUCUGCCUGCAGCCCGCGCCCGCGCCGCCUCCCGGGGCCGCAGCCGCCCGACAGCGCGCCCGGAGCAUGCCAGCCUCUCGCCGCCUGCGCUGACUUCCCCCAGAYAUCGGCUCGCACGGCGACUUUCUAGGCUCUGGAUGAUUCUCGCGCUGUGCACUCUCGCCCAGCUCUGACGCUGCCACCGCAGCUCCGCAGACCCGCCGAAGCACACCGAGGACCGUCCCUCCGAGUUCGCUCUCCCAGGCGUGGGGAGCCAUUAUUGGAUGUCCUUUGACUGAGAGAUAAGGUUUUUAACUUUAUUAUUAUGCCUUUGGAGAUGGAGUCCAAAAUGAGCAAACUGGCUUUCGGUUGUCAGAGAAGUUCCACCUCAGAUGAUGAUUCUGGCUGUGCACUGGAGGAGUAUGCCUGGGUGCCCCCUGGCCUCAGACCAGAGCAGAUCCAGCUCUAUUUUGCAUGCUUGCCAGAGGAAAAGGUUCCUUAUGUUAACAGCCCUGGAGAGAAACAUCGGAUUAAACAGCUUUUGUACCAGUUGCCACCACAUGAUAAUGAGGUGCGGUACUGCCAAUCUUUGAGUGAAGAGGAGAAAAAAGAAUUGCAGGUGUUCAGUGCUCAGCGGAAGAAAGAAGCACUUGGAAGAGGAACGAUUAAGCUUUUGUCCAGAGCAGUGAUGCACGCCGUAUGUGAGCAGUGUGGGUUGAAGAUAAACGGAGGGGAAGUUGCAGUGUUUGCCUCCCGUGCGGGCCCUGGAGUGUGCUGGCACCCAUCCUGCUUUGUCUGCUUCACGUGUAAUGAGCUGCUGGUCGACCUCAUCUAUUUUUAUCAGGAUGGAAAAAUUCACUGUGGCAGGCACCAUGCGGAGCUACUCAAACCACGGUGCUCAGCAUGUGAUGAGAUCAUUUUUGCUGAUGAGUGCACAGAAGCAGAGGGUCGCCAUUGGCACAUGAAGCACUUCUGCUGCCUCGAGUGUGAAACGAUCCUGGGAGGACAGAGGUACAUCAUGAAGGAUGGCCGCCCCUUCUGCUGUGGCUGUUUUGAGUCUCUCUAUGCAGAGUACUGUGAAACCUGCGGGGAACAUAUUGGUGUUGACCAUGCGCAGAUGACCUAUGACGGGCAGCACUGGCAUGCCACAGAAGCAUGCUUUUCCUGUGCCCAGUGUAAGGCCUCUCUGUUGGGAUGCCCCUUCCUUCCCAAACAAGGUCAGAUUUAUUGCUCAAAAACCUGCAGCCUCGGUGAAGACGUCCAUGCUUCUGAUUCUUCUGACUCUGCGUUCCAAUCAGCCCGAUCGAGAGACUCCAGAAGAAGUGUCCGAAUGGGUAAAAGCAGUCGGUCAGCGGAUCAGUGCAGACAGUCUCUCCUCUUGUCCCCUGCUCUGAACUACAAGUUCCCUGGUCUUUCCGGCAAUGCUGAUGAUACCCUUUCCCGGAAGCUAGAUGAUCUGAGUCUCUCCAGGCAAGGAGCAAAUUUUGCCAAUGAAGAAUUUUGGAAAGGGAGAGUAGAGCACGAAACCCCUGAAGACCCUGAAGAAUGGGCUGAGCAUGAAGAUUACAUGACACAACUCCUCCUCAAGUUUGGUGAUAAAAGCCUCUUUCAGCAGCAACCCAGUGAGAUGGAUAUUAGAGCCAGUGAGCACUGGAUAUCUGAUAACAUGGUGAAAAACAAGACCGAGUUAAAGCAAAAUCAUCAGAGUCUUGCCAGUAAAAAAUACCAGUCUGAUAUGUAUUGGGCCCAGUCACAAGAUGGACUGGGCGAUUCUGCUUAUGGUAGCCACCCAGGCCCUGCAAGCAGUAGGAGGCUCCAGGAACUGGACCUGGACCACGGUGCUUCAGGAUAUAAUCAUGACCAAACGCAGUGGUAUGAAGAUUCCCUGGAGUGUUUGUCAGACUUGAAACCAGAGCAAAGUGUUCGGGAUUCUAUGGAUUCUUUGGCUUUGUCUAAUAUCACAGGGGCUUCAGUGGAUGGAGAAAGCAAGCCUAGGCCAUCACUAUAUUCUCUACAAAACUUCGAGGAGAUGGAGGCAGAAGACUGUGAGAAAAUGAGCAAUAUGGGAACUCUGAACUCUUCCAUGCUACAUAGGAGUGCAGAGUCCUUAAAAAGUCUGAGUUCAGAGUUGUGUCCAGAAAAAAUCAUGCCUGAAGAGAAGCCAGUACAUCUGCCAGUGCUCAGAAGAUCCAAGUCUCAAUCCAGACCACAGCAGGUCAAGUUUUCGGAUGAUGUCAUCGAUAAUGGAAGCUAUGACAACAUUGAAAUCCGGCAGCCUCCAAUGAGUGAGAGGACUCGGAGGCGGGUUUACCAUUUUGAAGAGAGGGGAUCUAGGUCCCACCACCAUCGCCGCAGGAGAAGUAGAAAAUCCCGCUCUGAUAAUGCCCUGAAUCUUGUCACAGAAAGAAAAUAUUCUCCCAAAGACAGACUGUGGCUUUACACUCCUGAUAACUAUGAGAAAUUUAUACAGAAUAAAAGUGCCCGGGAGAUCCAAGCAUACAUCCAGAAUGCUGAUCUCUAUGGACAGUAUGCCCAUGCCACAUCUGAUUACGCACUGCAGAACCCAGGAGUGAACAGGUUUCUGGGGCUCUAUGGUGAAGAUGAUGAUUCCUGGUGUUCCUCCUCCACUUCCUCCUCUGAUUCAGAAGAAGAAGGGUAUUUUCUUGGACAACCAAUUCCUCAACCCCGGCCACAGAGAUUUGCCUACUACACAGAUGACCUUUCUAGUCCAACUUCUGCACUUCCUACCCCUCAGUUUGGUCAGAGGACAACUAAAUCCAAGAAGAAAAAGGGACACAAGGGCAAAAAUUGUAUCAUUUCUUAACUGAGUAGCUGUGGAGAUCAAUUGUUUAAAACUUAGCCAUUAACCUUUGGAAUCUUAUCUUUUUUCUUCCAUAGGAAAGUUGCUAAAAUAGUUUAAAGUGCUUUCUUCUCCCAUGUAAAUGAGAACCCUACUGCUGUUUACAGUGUCAGAUUAACAGUUGAAAGGUGUGAUUUCUCCAGUUUACCCUCCUUGGAUGGUGCCAGGUUAACGUGACAUGUGACAUCGGUGCCUGUAGCAGGUGCAUUACAGUUUCAAAUAGCUGCUUUGGUCUCCAAUCCACAAGAGAAUACUCAAACUCUCGAGGUGACUGGACCGGGGUGUCCAUUUAGAAGAUGGAGAACUCCAGCCACCUUUGUAAAGCAAUAGUGUUUGUCUUUAUGUACGUCAGGUUGGCUCAGGUCCUGACCAGUCUGUCUUGUUGUGAGGCAUGCACUUGUCACAGUGACCUAGCUAAUACUGUGCAUCCUAUUGUGUGAGGCCAACUUGUCCCCUUUCAGCCCUUAUUAGCCAGGUAAACAUUGUAUUGUAUUAGCUCCAGCU
Messenger RNA from Urocitellus parryii (Arctic ground squirrel), 3362 nucleotides. Lineage: Eukaryota; Metazoa; Chordata; Mammalia; Rodentia; Sciuridae. The record is from RefSeq and is a predicted model, not a curated record.